AGAAACGGAAGAGAUCUAUACCGCGGGUGGAAGCUGGCGGUUUCAACUUCGACAGCAAGAAUGUUGGGGCUUGUGAAAAGCAUUUUGAUGCUACCGACGGUCAAGAACCGAUGAACACAUCGUAAACUGGGUGGUCGUGCCGCUUCAGCGAGAAAAACCGAGGCUUCGCACCGAUACCGUUCCAAGGAUUUUUAACAGGCCCCUGCCUCCCUGACAAAGCCGAAACCGCGUUACCGGCCAGCAAUUCAGGGGCAACCACCGAAGAGGCGGCGUGAAUUGCCACCUGAAUGCGCAGCAGUGGAAUGCCAAAAUGCGAACAACGACUCGGCAGGAGAAGCUAGUGACGAUGCAGUAGCCACACCGAUAGCGAACACGCAGAUCAGGCGAGCCCAACGGAACAAGCAGUGUGUUCGUUUGUUGAGGUACAGGUGCUGAGGAUGCAGCUUUCUAGUACGAGGCCACGACUCGAACGGUGUCAGAAGAAGCUUGCGAAGAUGAGAGUCCUGGCCAACAAAAAUGCAAGUCUCGUGCAAAACUUGGACAAACUAUCCCCUCAGGGGAAGCUUAUUUUCGAUCAGUUCGUCAUGAAGGCAAACGCGAAAUCUCCGAAAGCUGCCAGGUGUCCUGAUGUUAGACGAAAUGAGCGUAAGGAAGAGUCUGCACAUUAUGGAGUCCAUGCUACUGAUCCAUGCUACCCUUCACGGAAAGUACAGGCACUAAUCGACCCACCCCAUGUUUUCAAAUGCAUAAAGAACAAUCUUCAGAAGGUUGGAAAGUUUCUGCUGCCGCAAGGACAUGAGGUGACCACUGCCACUUCUCGGCCCUGCUGGAGUACGAGGAAUAACACGCUGGUCUUCGUGCUGUCGCUAAGCUCACAAGGGCUCACAUCUUCCCCAACGCCUUCCAGAAGAUGAGUGUGCGGCUUGCU
This is a messenger RNA of Rhipicephalus microplus (southern cattle tick), 928 nucleotides long. RefSeq lists its product as uncharacterized. The record is from RefSeq and is a predicted model, not a curated record. NCBI's taxonomy places the organism in Eukaryota, Metazoa, Arthropoda, Arachnida, Ixodida, Ixodidae.